This is a messenger RNA of Penicillium verrucosum, 732 nucleotides long. RefSeq names its product dienelactone hydrolase family protein. Bases 1 to 732 code for a protein of 243 amino acids. Gene Ontology annotation, molecular function: hydrolase activity. The record is from RefSeq and is a predicted model, not a curated record. Lineage: Eukaryota; Fungi; Ascomycota; Eurotiomycetes; Eurotiales; Aspergillaceae. The transcript is spliced from 3 exons.
AUGACCUCCCUACCACCCUCACAGUGUUGCGCUGGUGGCUCGCUGCACGGGGGUCAGAGCAAAGGCGAGAUCACGUCUAUCGGGAACAGCAUAUCUUUCCUACCCCCGGACAAAGAAACUGGCAAUGCAAUCUUAUUCUUGUCUGAUAUAUUUGGGCUCGAACUUGUGAACUCCCAGUUAAUUGCAGACCAAUACGCAGCCAAUGGGUAUUUCGUCGUCAUGCCGGAUCUCUUCAAGGGGGACCCGGUCCCCGUGGACCACCCAGAAAGCUUCAGCGUCAUGGACUGGCUUCAAGGUCACCUCCCUCAACACACUGAUCCAAUUAUCAAUGAAGUGCUAAAGGAGAUGCGAGACUCCUUUGGCUGCGAGUGGGUUGGAGGCGUGGGCUACUGUUAUGGAGGGAAGUUUGUCUGCCGCUAUUUACGUGCAGGCCAGAUUGAUGUCGGUUUCAUUGCCCAUCCAACGUUUAUUGAGCCGGAUGAGUUGAAGGCAAUUCAAGGUCCAUUGAGUAUUGCGGCGGCCGCCAAUGACUACCUUUUUCCGCCUGGGAAACGUCAUGAAAGCGAAGAAAUUCUGGCCACAUUGGAUGUGCCUUAUCAGCUGAGCAUCUUCUCGGAGGUGGAGCACGGUUUCGCGGUUCGCUGUGAUAUGAACAAGAGCCGGCACAAAUUCGCCAAAGAACAAGCCUUCAGCCAAGCGGUGGCAUGGCUGAACCAUUACCUCAGUAAAUGA